Messenger RNA from Macrobrachium nipponense, 693 nucleotides. RefSeq names its product tigger transposable element-derived protein 1-like. Lineage: Eukaryota; Metazoa; Arthropoda; Malacostraca; Decapoda; Palaemonidae. Gene Ontology annotation, molecular function: DNA binding. Gene Ontology annotation, cellular component: nucleus. The transcript has a single exon. The coding region runs from base 1 to 693 and encodes 230 amino acids. The record is from RefSeq and is a predicted model, not a curated record.
AUGACAAUCGAGAUAAAGCAUGAAAUAAUCGAAAAACAUGAGAGUGGUGUACGUGUGACUGAGCUUGCUCGCCAAUAUGAGAGGAGUACAUCAACAAAAUGUACCAUCCUCAAGCAGAAGGAUGCUAUAAAGAGCACCAAGCCUUCCAAAGGACUAAUCAUCCUUUCCAAGCUGCGCAGUGAUAUUCAUAACGAGAUGGAGAGGCUUCUUUUAAUAUGGAUAAAGGAGAAACAGUUGGCGGGAGAUAGCCUGACCGAGACGAUCAUCUGUGAAAAGGCCAGUGGAAUCUAUGAUGACUUGAAAGGGAGGCAAGCAGCUGAGAGAGGGGAGACUUCGACGCCAGCGGAAACCUUCAAAGCCAGUCGUGGCUGGUUCGAUAAGUUCAAAAAACUGAUUGGGAUACACUCGGUUGUGAGGCAUGGGGAAGCAGCAAGUUCCGACUUGAAAGCCGCUGCGGACUACGUCAAAACCUUUGCCUCAGUUAUUGCAGAACAAGGAUACAUCCCCCAACAAGUGUUCAACUGCGAUGAAACUGGCCUUUUCUGGAAGAAGAUGCCCAGGAGGACAUUCAUCAUGGCAGAGGAGAAGAGACUACCGGGCCAUAAACCCAUGAAGGACCGGUUAACUCUGGCCUUGUAUGCCAAUGCCAGCGGUGACUGUAAGGUCAAGCCACUGCUAGUGUACCACUCAUAA